AGAAACUAUUAAACAUUGUAUAUAUAUAUAUAUAUAAAAUAUCAGAGGACCAGAAUUAAAAUCAUGUAAAUUAUGUAUAAUUAUCUGAGUGAAAAAUUAGAACAUAUGAUUGAAGUAGUUAAUCAAUAGAAAGUUGGAAUUUCUUUUUUCUUCCGAGGUUAAGUUAGUAAAAACAUUCUAGAAAUGAACGGUUUGUUAAGAAAUGCGUUUUUCGCGUUAAAAGUAGCCCUAAUUUAGAAAAGAAAGGAGCAAUAAAGGGGAUUAGGAAUGGGGAGUAUUAGGUAACCACAUGGCACAAGAAAAUAUGAUGCCGCCCGCAUGCAGAGGUGGAAGGCAGUUAAUAUAUAUGGAUGAGAAUACGGUAUAUACUGCUACAGUUUAGAAACUGGAAAUUAAAGCCAGCCAGCUAUAGCGUAAAAGAAGCUGCGUCUGAAUUGACUAUUGCAACUAUGUUGUAAUCUAAUAUUGACGGUGCAUGGUUAAUUAGGCACCAAACAAAAACCGAGAGACUAGCUGCUCCAUUUAUCUUUGUAGAUUAAUUUAUUGAUUGAGAUUGCUAAAAAUCAUAAUAAUAAUGAUGAUUGAUGAAGGUAGUACCGUACCUAUAGGCAACAGUUCAUGAUCUGCAUUAUUUAAUUUUAAUUUUAUUAUGGGCAGUACGUAGAAUGAUUCAUUAUUAAUUAAUUAAAUUAAUGGAAUGGUAGCUAUAAAUAUAUGCAUGGCCAGCUGCUAGCUAUAUAUCUAGUCAAUUGAAGGGAGUAAUUAAUUAAUAUGGAUGCAUCAAGCUAUAAGCAGCUUCCUAGGUCUGGAAGCUCUAGUAAUAAGAUCAGACAAAUAGUUAGGCUUCAGCAGCUGCUCAAGAAAUGGAAGAAGAUUGCAGCUGCAUCCCCUUCCUCCAUCCACCUUCAACGCAGUACCAGCACCAGCACCAGUACUAGUAAUGGCAUCAAUAAGUUUCUCAAGAAAACCCUUUCAUUCUCGGACAGGCUGGACAAUAAUAUUGAUGCUGCUGCAGUCCCCAAAGGGUGCCUUGCAGUAUCCGUUGGGGAGGAGGAGAAGAGAUUUGUGAUCCCAAUGGACUACUUGGCUCACCAAUCAUUUCAAGUCCUCUUGAGGGAAGCUGAAGAAGAGUUUGGUUUCCAACAGCAGGGAAUCCUCAAAAUCCCUUGUCAAGUCUCUCUCUUUGAGAACAUCUUGAAAACCAUACAAUCUUCUCAUCAUCCUUCUAAUUCUAACAAUAAGACACAACAACCACCAUUGUCCCCUAGUAGUACUGAUGAGAAUGAUAAUAUCAUUCACAACGUCGGCUGCUGCUCUCCAGACAAUCACCAAAACAUCAUGCCUCCUCAAUUGUGCAGUUGACCAUCCAUAUCAUCCAUCAAAUAUUUUAUUGUUGCAUGUACUACUGCUUUUUCUCAUUCAUUUUCCCCUUAUAUUCAUCAAGCAUGUACUACCACAGAAGAGAAAUCCAACGAAUAUUUACUGUUGUUA
Capsicum annuum is the source of this 1491-nucleotide messenger RNA. Its product is annotated as auxin-responsive protein SAUR32. NCBI's taxonomy places the organism in Eukaryota, Viridiplantae, Streptophyta, Magnoliopsida, Solanales, Solanaceae. Gene Ontology annotation, biological process: response to auxin. Bases 772 to 1362 code for a protein of 196 amino acids. The record is from RefSeq and is a predicted model, not a curated record. The transcript has a single exon.